Messenger RNA from Cryptomeria japonica (Japanese cedar), 729 nucleotides. RefSeq names its product large ribosomal subunit protein uL15x. The coding region runs from base 110 to 547 and encodes 145 amino acids. Gene Ontology annotation, cellular component: ribosome; cytosolic large ribosomal subunit. The record is from RefSeq and is a predicted model, not a curated record. The transcript has a single exon. Gene Ontology annotation, biological process: translation. Lineage: Eukaryota; Viridiplantae; Streptophyta; Pinopsida; Cupressales; Cupressaceae. Gene Ontology annotation, molecular function: structural constituent of ribosome.
GGGUUUUGUUGUAAAACGAGACUGCUCCCGAGAUUUAACAAAUUAGGGCUCUGCAUUUACAAACUCAUACUUUUAGCGAGGAGGAAGAGGAAGAGGAAGAGGGGCGAAGAUGACGACUCGAUUGAAGAAGCACCGGAAGAAGAGAGGACAUGUGAGUGCAGGGCACGGGCGUAUUGGCAAACACAGGAAGCAUCCGGGAGGCAGGGGAAAUGCCGGCGGCAUGCACCACCACCGCAUCCUCUUCGACAAGUAUCAUCCUGGUUAUUUCGGCAAGGUUGGUAUGCGCCACUUCCACAAGCUUAAGAAUCACUACUUUUGCCCCAUCGUCAAUAUCGACAAGCUUUGGUCCCUCGUCCCUGACCACAUCAAGGCUAAGGCCACCCCUGAUAAUGUCCCCCUCCUAGACGUCACUCAGCAUGGCUAUUUUAAGGUUCUUGGCAAGGGUGAGCUGCCUUCUCAGCCGCUUGUUGUCAAGGCCAAACUUAUUUCUAAGCUAGCUGAGAAGAAGAUCAAGGAGGCUGGUGGGGCUGUUCUCUUGACGUCUUAGUUAGGGUUUUUGAAGAUCGAGGGUUUUAGUGCUAUUUUAUUUGGGCCGGUCCUAUAAGCUAUGCUAGAUAUUACAUUUUAGCAUUUUUAAAUGUGGCAAGCCACGAUUAGGGAUUUUGAGAAACUUUAAUUGUACUUGAAUUUGGCUUUAAAUUCAUAAUUUUAAUAGUUGUUUUGAUUAAA